Molecule: messenger RNA, 3279 nt
Organism: Larimichthys crocea (large yellow croaker)
Lineage: Eukaryota; Metazoa; Chordata; Actinopteri; Sciaenidae
Product: aryl hydrocarbon receptor
Exons: 11
Coding region: 517-3045 (842 amino acids)
Biological process (GO): regulation of transcription by RNA polymerase II; xenobiotic metabolic process; response to xenobiotic stimulus
Cellular component (GO): aryl hydrocarbon receptor complex; nucleus
Molecular function (GO): transcription cis-regulatory region binding; protein dimerization activity; nuclear receptor activity
Source: RefSeq, a predicted model, not a curated record
GCAGGAAACAGCUGACAGUCGAUCAGCUGCUCAUCCACACAUCAGACUCCACAGCUCGGCUGUAAAUCAACCUGCAUCUGUCCGCAGAACCUCACGUGAAACUUCCACAGGCUCGGUUCGAGUUUUCCAGCUCGGUAUGAGGAUAAACAAAGGGGGGAGGUCUGGACCAAUCACAGAGCGGGACACACAGGUGCGCAGAUGUUAGAGUGGAUCUGAUUGGCUGAGAGCAGCAGCAGACACGCAGACAGGAGGACUGGCUUGAGGCUGGCUGCAGAAAGCCGCCAAACACGUCACAUCAUGCGGGUUACUUCUGUCCCGGGUCGGCCCGAGCGGAGCUGAGGUGAAAACACACCUGGAGGACUUUACAGGUCAGAGACCAGGAGGAGAUGCGUCCAGGGUGUGUCUGCACAGUCAAAGUGUUUAAAAAAAAUGUUUUUUUGAACAUUUUGGGUGGAUUUUAUUGUUAAUUUGAAGUGAAAAGAAGCAGAAAGUUGUCUCGGACCUGAGAGCGCCAUCAUGCCCGGGAAUGAUGGAGGAUACGCGGUGAAGAGGAGGAAGAAGCCCGUCCAGAAAAUUGCAAAGCCUCCACCCACGAAGACAAACCCGUCCAAGAGGCACCGGGACCGCCUGAACGUGGAGCUGGACCGCCUGACCAGCCUGCUGCCUUUCACCGAGGAGGUCAGAGGUCGCCUGGACAAGCUGUCCGUGCUCCGGCUCAGUGUGGGAUACCUCAAAGUUAAGAGUUACUUCCACGCAGCGUUCCAGAAAAGAUCGCCUCCUCUCGUCUCUGCUAACGACAGAAAUGUUCAGUCGGUGUCUCUCGACAAAGUCAGUUUCUCUGAAGGAGAUCAUCUCCUGCAGGCUUUAAAUGGGUUUGUUUUGGUCGUGACGACUGAUGGGACGGUCUUCUACGCGUCUCGAACCAUCCAGGACUUCCUCGGCUUCCAUCAGUCCGACGUCCUCCAUCAGAGUGUUUUCGACCUCGUCCACAUGGACGACAGAGAGAUGUUCAGAUGUCAGCUUCACUUCGCCCUCAACCCCAACGACACCGACUCACACGUGAGAGCAGAAGACGGGCAGCAGUCGGGCAGUAAAUGUCCGAGCAGCUCGCUGAGCUUGUUGCCUCAGUACAUCCCUCCAGAGAACUCGUCCUUCCUGGAAAGAAGCUUCUGCUGUCGCCUUCGCUGCCUCCUGGACAACACCUCUGGAUUUCUGGCUCUAAACUUCACCGGCCAUCUGAAGUACCUGCACCUGCAGGGAAACACCGGGGCUGAUGGGAGCACAGCUCCUCCUCCUCACCUGGCUCUGUUUGCCAUCGCCACACCUGUGCAGCCUCCGUCCGUCAUGGAGAUCCGGACGAAGACCCUCAUCUUCCAGACUAAACACAGCAUGGACUUUGCUCCUGUGGGCAUCGACACCAGGGGGAAGCUGGUUUUAGGAUAUUCAGAGAUCGAGCUGGUCACUACAGGCUCCGGCUAUCAGUUCAUCCACGCCGCUGACAUGAUGUACUGCGCUGACAACCACCUCAAGAUGAUAAAGACCGGAGACAGCGGCUUCACGUUCUUCAGGCUGCUGACCAAAACGGGACACUGGUUGUGGGUUCAGGCCAAUGCCAGGAUAGUCUUCAAGGACGGUAGACCGGACUUCAUCAUCGCUCGCCAGAAAGCCCUCACAAAUGAAGAAGGGGAGGAACACUUGCACCAGAGAAGACGGCAGCUUCCGUUCAACCUCGCCACCGGCGAAGGCGUCCUCUACGACACGUGGAUGGAUUCCUUCUCCAUUCCUGGUCCUCCUGGCUCCGGUGCACCAACGGACACCGCCGAGCCCUCCACAGAAAAACCUUUAGACCCGGCCUCCAUCUUGGGGUCCCUUCACCGGCAGGACCACUCAGUUUACACCGAACCACAGACACCGAGUCCCCUUCUCCCAAUCUUCGCCCAAAUCGAUGACCUCGAUUUGGAGCAGUCGCCCAUGGAACAAGCCUUCCUGGACAGCCACGCUCUGCUCAGCGUGCCGGGCCAGGCGGUCCAGGCUUCACAGAAGAGGUCCGUCACGGGGGACCUCACAUCGGAGGCCAUGAUCGACUCGUUGGAGCAGAUUUUGGCAGAUAUCGGGGGCGGAGGGUUUGAGGAUCUUCAAGUAGAGGAGACGGAGUUAAGGGAUUGGGAGAACACCGUUGUCAGGGUGAACAAUGAAAGGGAAGACGCAGCGAGGGAACUGAACCACAUCCUUGCCAAUGACGUGUUUUCAUAUGUGGAGGAGGCUCUGAGGAGAGAGACCAUGCAGGGUUCAGAUCAGAUAACGGACACAGAGUUCGCAGAGGGGGAUGUUCUCGGUGGGGUUGGCACCUCUGCACUGUGGCCUCCGAACAGCAGCAACCACCACCAGAUGAUUUCAGCACAGUCCUGCCAUGCUGCACAUCCACCGCCUGACGUAACACAACCACCAUGGUUCAUGGGAACGAUGGAGCAGAGUGCACAAUAUACUCUGAACCACGCCGGCCCACAGCGGACUUACAUCGAGCCUUCAGUGUGGCAACAACAGCAGCAGCUGCCGCAAAGUUUUCACCAUCACACGCUGACACAUUCCUCGCACACACCAGGCAGCGUGAACUCAGCGGCUCCAUCAUUCCAGCUGCCGCAAGCGCAGCGAUUAUCCGGCAGCUGCAUGUAUGAAAAAAGAGAAGCUCACAUACCGAACGUUGCUACCGUUCCCGCCCGACUGGACGGACCUCUCAUGGGGCCGACGUGCUCCAGUGGGCCCACACACGUUACAGCAGGGACGAGCGCCAACGCCGCCUUCGCGGUUGGGGUCAUCAACCAGGGGACGAUGCAGCCGUCAGGUCCCUGCGGAGAUGUCGGCAACAUCAGUUUGGUCCAUCUGAGCGGAGACGGCGCCGGUCUGGGAACAGCUCGGUCAGAAAACAGCUCGUUCUUCUGCUGGAACGGUGACACGCAGAUUCCCAGAGUUCCCCUGAACGGCGUCGCCGACCCGUUUGCCUUCCCCACUCUCAGAUACGAGCACGAGUGUGAUGGAAGCUCUUGAGAUCAUUCCCAAAGACAAACAGAGAGAUCACGAUGAGGAGUUAUAUCUGUCUGCUGACAGAGAAACAAACUAUCAGUGAGGACACGUCAUAAACAAGGAGGACGUCAAAGGAGUUGAGUUCUGAGUCCUGGUUGCUCAAACAAGCCAUCAGUGACAUCACCCACCUGUCAAUCAAAGCGUCCACGCUCUUAAUCCUGCAUAACUUUAAGCCCUAAUAUAACCUGAACAGGUGAG